AGUGAUGACUGCUUUCUCUUAGCUCGAUCCAUCAUCUCUAGCCCUCUCGUCAGGGUUUCCGUUUUCCAAUAAUUCUUUUCACCAUCUCUUGAAAAGAACUGCAAAUGCUUCUUCGAAGCUCAUCAACACCGAUCUUGAAUUCAUGGCUUCCACAUUCCAAGGAUUCGUCACCGGAACCCGAUUUUUGUCUUCAUAUCCCGAGGACUCGAUCUAUUUCGGUAACGGCUUCGUCGGCUUCGGUGUCUCCUGGCGACGAAUCAAUGAACAAGAUGCCGAGAACUCUGUCGGAGACCGAUCUCCGGGAGCUUGCAGUGUUGAAAAAGAAGCCAUUCGGAGGGAACCUUAAUGGGCUAACUUCGAUUUCGGUGGAAGAAGAGGAUGAACAGGAGAUGGGAUUCAACCCGAGUGCUUCGUCUUUGGAGCGGAUGCUUUCCACCUCUGGGUUGGGGGAAGCGAUGGAUGAGGAGUGCGCCAUUGAGGCGAACGGUUAUGGUUUGGCAACUCUUGUGGGUGGUGGAGUUGGAAGUGAUGGUGGCCUGAAAUGUGGUGGUGGUGGUGGUGGUGGUGGAGGGUGGAAUGGCGGACACGGUGAUGGGGGUUCUGGGUUUUCGGAUUCGAAUCAUGGGAAUGAUCACAUUGAUGCUUACUAUCAGAAGAUGAUCGAAGCCAAUCCCGGGAACUCUCUUCUUCUUGGGAAUUAUGCAAAGUUCUUGAAAGAGGUUCGAGGUGAUCUCGCCAAAGCCGAAGAGUACUGUGGGAGAGCAAUUCUGGCAAACCCAUCAGACCAAAAUGUUCUGUCGCUCUAUGCAGAAUUGAUGUGGGAGGCCAACAGAGACGCUAAUCGCGCUGAGAGAUACUUCGAUCAAGCUGUUAAAGCAGCCCCUGACGACUGUUAUGUUCUAGCUUCUUAUGCUCGGUUUCUAUGGGACGCCGACGAAGUAGAGGAAGAGGAAGAAAGUGAGGGAGAUGCAGUAGGGAACAACAGAAGUACAGUAACACCAAAUUUCUCUUAAGUUCCUCCUCGUCCACCCUUGACUGUUGAUUCUAAUUAAGACUUAAAGAGAACUCGUUAUAUUAGUAUCUGCUCUCUUUCUCUCUGUCUCUCUACACCUUGUAUAAAAAAGAAUCUGGAGCAGUAGGUGAGAGAUGUUAGGUUAGGCCGCCAAAAAUGAUCUGACUAUACUUUUUCUUUGUUUUCAUUUGAUGAUUUGAUCCCUCUUUCUUUUUCUUUGUUUCUAGAGAACGACAUAGUUGAGGAGAUAUUGAUUAUUGGUGGGUUCAUCAUUCAUUUUUGUAUGUGAGGAUGUGAAUAUAAAGAAAUGAAUAAGUUAAAGUGGUUAAUCUUUCAUGGCUUAA
Nelumbo nucifera (sacred lotus) is the source of this 1356-nucleotide messenger RNA. RefSeq lists its product as uncharacterized. The record is from RefSeq and is a predicted model, not a curated record. NCBI's taxonomy places the organism in Eukaryota, Viridiplantae, Streptophyta, Magnoliopsida, Proteales, Nelumbonaceae. Gene Ontology annotation, molecular function: protein binding.